UGUGAUCUAUAGAGCAGAUGAUGUAAGUAUCAUCUAAUUCUGUGGCCAACAGUUGACAAGGGUGUCAGGUGGCCAGCACAACCACCAACCACAUUUACUUCCCCAACUAAUGACAAGUAGGCCUACCCAUAUGAUUAGGGUUGGGUGGACUCAGAGGCGUCCUAAAAAUCCAGUUCAGAAGUAAGAUCAAAUUCCAGCCUUUACUGAGAUUUAAACACAAGACCUCUUGGUUCAGAAGCCAAGCACAUUAAAACUCAGCUACCACACUGCUCAAUUAUAAAAUGUCUAAUAAAUCUAAUGAAAAUUGCAAUUUAAAAAUUAAUCUACUAUCAUAUUACGAAGUGCCUAUCCCCAACCAGUUGCGAAUAGGCUUCAACCCUAUUUCCAACCAGAUGGAUGGGUCAAAUAAGGUCAAAACCCUAUUUACAGUCAGUUGACUUCCGGUCUAUCCCCAGUAUAGACUUCCUGCCAAUCCCCCCUGUUGACCGGAAGUGUUGCUAUAUAAAAUGCCAGCUUAAACGUGACCAUGGCAUUUUAUAUAAUAAUCAAUUAUCCUCUGGCCACUUUCACUAUCAUUUAUUUAAAAAAAACAUGGAAGGAAAAUCAUUCACAAAUUUUACUGAAUUCAAGGAAUUUAUCAAGAAACAUGAAGAGGAACAGCAUGUUUUGUUCGUUACUAGUGGUUCUAAAAAGCUUAUCAAUGGACAUCCAGCAAAAGAAUCCAUACAGUAUGAGUGGCUAAAAUUAGUAUGCAAACAAGGCAGAGCCACAAAACCAACAUCGAGUAAAGGCAUCCGGCCGAAUCAAAGGUCAUGGAAACAUGAUUGUGGUGCAGUGAUACGUGCAGUGAUAAGGCAUUCAGAUGUUACUGGCUACCAGUUUGUCAUUACAAAGGCAAUAUUGUCACAUGAAAAUCACCCCACAGAUCAUUUGUCUGCACUUGUGUAUCCUGAAAAUAGGAGAAUAAAGCCUGAUGAAACUGUGGAUCUGAUGGUUGGCACCAAAAUAUCACAGUCAGAAUUGAGACAAAUCAUCUUGCAUAAACAGAAUAAAUGUGUUCUUGCGAAGGAUGUGGAAAACUACAGGAGAAAACAGAAAGACCCCUGCACUGACAGUGAAGGAGUAGAGAAAAUUCUAAACAGUAUAAAGGUUGGUGGUAGAAUGGUGAAAUAUGGUGUGACACCAGAAAAUGAAUUUUUGUAUUUGGCAUACAUGACCAAGGAAAUGAUAGAUUCACUUAAAGCCAACAAAACCAUAUUGAUAAUAGAUUGCACUUAUAAAGUCAAUGAGUAUUUAUUUCCAUUGUUGAAUGUUAUGUGUAUUGAUGCCAAUGGUAAUGGUGUACCUGUGUUGCAUGCUUUUGUAAGGAAUGAGAGUGUUGAAAUUUUGUCUGAAUGUUUGAGUGUAUUACAUGAUGUGUGUGUGGAGCCUCAAAUUUUUUUUGUAGAUAAAGAUUUUAGUGAAAUAGGUGCUAUCAAACAAUGUUUUCCUCAAUCUUUAUUUCGCCCAUGUUCAUUUCACACAACUUAGACUUAGACUUAGGUCCUCCCGCGCCGUUCGGCGCAUUGGGCGGCAAGCUGUCUCCAUAAUGAUCUGUCACUGGCAAUGUCUGAAGCCUCUUCCCAUCUGGUGUCCACUGUUCUGAGGUCCUCCAUGAAGGUGUGUCGCCAGGUAAUACGAGGACGUCCCUGUUUGCGCUUUCCUCGUUUUGGCUUCCAUCAUUUCACACAAUGACAGCAGUAAAAAAGUAUUUAAACACAAAUGUCUCAAAGGAAUUAUCAAAUAAAAUUUUUGAUCUAUUUAAAGAACAAUCUUAUACAUUGAGUGAAGAAGCAUUUGAGUUGUUAAAAGUUGACAUCAUUUCAGCAUGCCCCAGUGUUGAAAGCUACUUUCAAAAUAAUUGGUGGUCAAUUUCUGACAUGUGGGCAGCAUGUAGAAAUACAGAUGUUGCAUCUCUGCAUAUCACAACUACAAAUCAUGUAGAAUCCUAUCAUUCAAGGAUAAAAAAGCACCUAGAUAGCCACACAACUCUCUCAGCAUGUGUAACUAA
Molecule: messenger RNA, 2050 nt
Organism: Biomphalaria glabrata
Lineage: Eukaryota; Metazoa; Mollusca; Gastropoda; Planorbidae
Exons: 4
Coding region: 397-1530 (377 amino acids)
Source: RefSeq, a predicted model, not a curated record